Molecule: messenger RNA, 871 nt
Organism: Tarenaya hassleriana
Lineage: Eukaryota; Viridiplantae; Streptophyta; Magnoliopsida; Brassicales; Cleomaceae
Product: protein LURP-one-related 11
Exons: 2
Coding region: 53-736 (227 amino acids)
Source: RefSeq, a predicted model, not a curated record
GAGACCAAUCAUAUGUGAUAUCUCUUCGUCCGAAAGCUUUUUCAUACGUUAUAUGCAAAUAUAUAAGCCGUGUCACGAUCAUCGGACCAAAGCUUCAUCGCAGAACCAGAUUUGUCCGGAGGAAAUGGCGAAGGUUCAUCCUCAGUUGUCGGCGGCGGCGGUGGCGGGAGCCGGAGAAGAAGACAGUCACGUGACGAGGGAGCGAGAGAGUUUCACGAUAUGGAUGAGAUCGCUCGUGUUCAAUGGAAGAGGAUGCACCGUCUUUGAUGCGAAAGGGAACAUAAUAUAUAGAGUCGAUAAUUACGAUUGCAAGAGCUGCUCCGAAGUUUAUCUCAUGGAUUUGUCCGGCAAAGUCUUGUUCACUCUACGUAAAAAGAGAUUCGGGUUAUUCAAAUCAUGGGAAGGAUACAGAUCUCCGAAAAUAGAACCAACAAAACUAGAUUUCCGAAUGAGAAAGAACUUGAGGAUCUCAUCAUCAUCAUCAUCGACAUGCAGAAUUACGGCGGGACUACGUAGAAAUGAGCCGUGCAGAUACCGGAUUAUGAACAACAAUGGGUCCGUUUUGAGAGUCGAGGACAAAUUCGGAAGAAUGAUCGCAGAGGUGAGAAGAAAACAGUCGGCAAAGGGCUUGGAUCUCGGGGAAGAUGUCUUGACCAUGGACGUGGAACCACAAAUCGAUCACUCUUUCAUAAUGGCCCUUGUUAUAGCAUACAAUCUUAUCAAAUGUAUAUUGUAACAUGCAACCAUACGUCUAUAUAUAUAUAUGUAUAUUAGUAUACAUAUAUAUAGGUGAUAAAUUGGUGAGCUUUUGGAGCUGUAAAUUAGCUGAUAAUUUUUUUUGGCGGCGAAGUGAAAAUCCAUGAUAAUUCAG